Molecule: messenger RNA, 1753 nt
Organism: Ochlerotatus camptorhynchus
Lineage: Eukaryota; Metazoa; Arthropoda; Insecta; Diptera; Culicidae
Product: serotriflin-like
Exons: 7
Coding region: 767-1579 (270 amino acids)
Cellular component (GO): extracellular region
Source: RefSeq, a predicted model, not a curated record
CCCCAGAUCGGACGCGUUAUUGUAACGUACAGAAUCGCCACGACUUUUCCACAUAUUAAACCGUCCGAGAUAGGGUGGCGUGUCUGACCGAGGCGUGUUGGUGGGUGACUAACAGAAAGACAACCAGUUCUUCUGUGUGACUACGCAAAGUCUACGGUGAUUGUUGAAUUUGAAUUUAUUCGCUUGCCAAAAAACACACGAAAGCAUCAAGCGAGUGAUUAGCAACGAAUUUGCCAUUUGUUGCAUGUUUGAAUCUCGAGUUUAGCUAAAGUGUUGUUUUGAAUUGUGACACGAUACGUCGGGCGUGCGAAAAAGAUGAAACCCAUCUAAAUCAGAUAAGAAAACCAACUGCGAGUGCGAGAUUUAUUGGUUAAAGAGGUGAAAAAAGAUUCUGGCGACUUGUGAAAUCAAAUAAGAAUAGUGGUCAAUUACUCACUGAUGUAGAGGGAAGCCCAUCUUUGCGUUGAUUCCCCAGAAUAAACAAAAAAAAAAAGCAAGAGUAAACGGUACGGCGUUUGGUGUUGAAGUAGUGGAUAAUUAGUUAUCCAUAUGAGAGAGUAAGCGGUUGCAGCUGACUAAGUAGCACGCGACUUUGCGAGAAAAGUUAUUUUUCUCAUUAUCAUGUGAUCUAUCAGUGUCUCGCAAAUUUAUCGGACGUGUCAACGGACCUACAGUUCGAACAAAGCUUACGGCAUCUGCAUCUGUGAUUGAAACAAAUAUUUUGACUUAAGAUUCCUUCCAGUGGAGCAGUUCCGCACAGUUAGAAAUGGUUAAAUUCAGCUGCCUGAUCAUUCUUCUAGCGCUCAGUUUGGAUGUCACACAUAGUUGGAGAUUUGACAGGCUACCCAGACUGUAUGGAGACAAGCUGCCGACGAAAGUGAUAUCACCGCGGACGCGCAAAGUCCAACGCCGGAUCGUCGUGUUGCAUGAUUUCUUCCGCACCAAAGUCGUACCCUCGGCGUCCAAUAUGUUAAGUAUGAAGUGGCACUACGGAGCGGCGCGAUCGGCUCAAAAGUGGGCGGACCAGUGCCGGCUGCUAACCCACGACAGCCCGAAGGGACGCUGGACAGAUAACUACGGUGCGUGUGGUCAAAACAUCUUCGUCUCCACCCAUAAGGUGCCCUGGUUAUUUGCACUGAAAACGUGGUUUCUGGAGCGGCAGAAUUUCACAUAUGGAUCGCAUAAAAACGAUUUGGUAGCGGUUGGACACUAUACGCAGAUGGUGUGGGCAGCAACGCAUAAAGUUGGCUGCGGUCUGACCAAGUGUGCCCGCGGUGGUCCUCGGGGAAAGCCGUUCUACAAUUAUGUUUGCAACUACUGUCCGAUCGGAAACCACGAAGACAAACUGGGCACGCCAUAUAAACGAGGCCGACCAUGCGGUUCCUGCCAUCAGCAUUGCCACUCGAAGAAGAUUAAAUUAUGUACCAAUACGUGUAGUUCGGCAGAUCUGUGGGCGAACUGCCGGGAGCUUUAUAAAACGUGGCCCGGUUGGCUUUGCAACACGGUCACACCGGAAGGGUUGGAGCGGCAGCGGAACUGUCUGGCCACCUGUACCUGCCAGGGGAAGAUUCAUGACUGAUGAUGAUAGAUGCGGUGUUGGAAGUUGUUGGAGUGUGUAGUUGGUUGUCACUACACCGUCGUUGUGCCAUAUGUGUAAUACAUGCUCAUUGAAACAGUUCGUAAUCACUAUCGUGUAGGGCUGAAUAUUUACUUAUGUUAGUCGCUGUAAGAAAAAAAUCCUUAUUAUAGUAUG